This is a messenger RNA of Pseudomassariella vexata, 1661 nucleotides long. RefSeq names its product snare-complex protein syntaxin-18 N-terminus-domain-containing protein. Gene Ontology annotation, biological process: retrograde vesicle-mediated transport, Golgi to endoplasmic reticulum. The coding region runs from base 121 to 1173 and encodes 350 amino acids. The record is from RefSeq and is a predicted model, not a curated record. The transcript is spliced from 2 exons. Gene Ontology annotation, cellular component: endoplasmic reticulum; SNARE complex. Lineage: Eukaryota; Fungi; Ascomycota; Sordariomycetes; Amphisphaeriales; Pseudomassariaceae.
CUCCAUAGAAGCCAAGAGUUUGUUGACAGCUUCGCUUGAUGCCACACUGGACUCGGCACCAACGACCAAUUUUAUUUCUGCCUGCUGUGAUCAACAUGCGUUUUUGACACCCUAAACAUAAUGACGGACAUCACGCCCUUAUUUAAUGGCUUCCUCAAGCAGCACGAAACCCCUGCCACCAAACAGAGCUUCAGCGUGGACAGCCUGGACGACUUCCUCAAGGAGGCAUACAGGAUAAACGCCCACAUAUCCUCGCUCCACCUCGAGCUGCGCAAUAUCCGCCAAUCCUAUCUGUCCACCGCGCAACCCCGAAGAAACUUCAUCCGCCCAGCCCAACAUGACCGGCAGCGACCCCUCACCGACCAAGAGCGCGAGGAAAUCGACGCGAACUCGAAGCAAAUGCUGCGCGAGCUCAACGCAAGCAUUCGUACCCUCUCAGAUGCCGAGUCGCUGCGUCGCGAGACGGAAACGACCCUGACCAGGAAGAAGUUCGCUGGCGGUCUGGGAGCCCUGGGGUCUUGGGCAGCUGGUGGAGGUGCGAUUAGCAAGAGUGCGGAACAGUCUGCAGCUGAGGACCGGGCGAACACAAUUAAUACACAUAGAGAGAGCGUGCUAUGGACACUGAGGCAGCGGCUGCAGGAGUGCGUUGGGACGCAGCAGAACAUGAUGGAGGUCCGGCUGAAGCGGGAGAUGGAGAAGAACCAGAGUGUUUUGGCCAAGGCUAGGGGUGCGGAGGCAGCAUCUCUGGGCUCGCUGCAGGAGCCUGGUAGCCCUUCUAGUUCCUCCAAGAGGAAGGCUUCCGAGUCCCUUCCGCCAUGGGAGAGUCAGACGUAUAAUCCUGCGGACGAUUUGACGGAGGAGCAGGUGCAGAUUUUUAUGAAGGAGAACAACGACAUGUUGAAGCACUACGAAAGCACAUUGGAUCAAGUCAGGACCGCAGAGAAGUCACUCAUUGAAAUUUCCGAGCUCCAAACCCAGCUGGUCAACAAUCUGGCAACUCAAUCGGCUCACAUAGAGCAGCUCGUUGCGGACUCUUUCAAGACGACUGAAAACGUAGAAGGGGGAAACAAGCAGUUGAAGCAGGCCACCAAGAAGACAAGCACGGCCAAACUGACGUUUUAUGCCACUUGUGGGGUAUGCAGCUUCUUGAUACUGUGGGACUUGGUAAUAUGAAUGCCCGAAGUGGAUGUCGUCUACUUUGGUUUGAAGAUCACUUGCACAUACGAAUUAGGAGACCUUGACAUGUGAAUUAUUGUCUGAUUCAAUCCAGCCUGCCAUCACAUGCUACACUUCUGUGUUUUGCAGUCGACUUACAAAAUUCUUUACUAUGUAAAAUAGCUCAUUGUGUAGGGCAUGUUACGUUAUCUAUAGGAAAUGCCAAAGCGACGCGAGCGAACUGUAUGAUAAGGUAGAUGGGUCAUUGAGUGGUCUCAUAGGGUUUGUGCACAACUUAGUUAUAUUAUUGUCCAUUCAUGCUCAGUUGCCCUGGAAAGCUGGGGAAUAGAGAAAAUAAUGCCGUUGAGGUGGGAAUCCGGGGUAGCGCUCGGCAAACUCCUCCAACAACCUCGGCCCAGAGAUCAUCGACGGUUCAGCGGCUCAGCGGAAGAAAGGCCCCUACCUCAUGAUGCAUAACGACAUUUAAGGCCCAUACAAAUUCGCUG